This is a messenger RNA of Scheffersomyces coipomensis, 1506 nucleotides long. It is a transcript of the gene CYB2, whose product is annotated as Cyb2p. Gene Ontology annotation, biological process: lactate metabolic process. Bases 1 to 1506 code for a protein of 501 amino acids. Gene Ontology annotation, molecular function: heme binding; L-lactate dehydrogenase (cytochrome) activity. The transcript has 2 exons. The record is from RefSeq and is a predicted model, not a curated record. NCBI's taxonomy places the organism in Eukaryota, Fungi, Ascomycota, Pichiomycetes, Serinales, Debaryomycetaceae.
AUGACAGUUUCAAUCGAAGAAAUUAAAAAGCAUAAUACUAAAAAGGAUUGUUGGGUCAUAAUUCAUGGUAAAGUUUAUAAUGUCCUGGAUUUUAUUGAUGAACAUCCAGGUGGUUCAGCUAUUAUUUUGAAAUAUGCCGGUAAAGAUGCUACCAAGGCUUUUGAUCCUGUUCAUCCCGGUGAUACCUUAAUCAAAUAUUUGGCUCCAAAAUACCAUUUAGGUGAUGCAGAAAAAUCAACUGCACCAAAGAAGAAAAAUGAUGAAUAUGAUGAUGAUGAAGAUGAACCACCAACUCCGGAAGAAUUAGAUCGUCGUCAAUUGGUCAAGAAUAAACCUGAUUUAUCUCAAAUGUAUAAUCUUAAUGAUUUUGAAUUCGUUGCAAGACAUACUAUGGAAAAAACAGCCUGGGCAUAUUAUUCAAGUGGAUGUGAUGAUGAAAUUACAUUAAGAGAAAAUCAUGUUAGUUAUCAACGUAUCUUUUUCAAGCCUCGUGUACUUGUUGAUGUUAGUGAAAUUGAUCUUUCAACUACUAUGUUAGGUACCAAAGUUUCCAUUCCAAUUUAUAUUACUGCUACUGCCUUAGGUAAAUUAGGACAUCCAGAUGGUGAAAAAGUAUUAACUAGAAGUGCUGCCAAACAAGAUGUAAUCCAAAUGAUUCCAACUUUGGCUAGUUGUUCAUUUGAUGAAAUUGUUGAUCAAGCUAUUGAUAAACAAACUCAAUGGUUGCAAUUAUAUGUUAAUAAAGAUCGUAAAAUUUGUGAAUCGAUCGUAAGACAUGCUCAAAAGAGAGGGAUUAAAGGUUUAUUCAUUACAGUUGAUGCACCACAAUUAGGACGACGUGAAAAGGAUAUGAGACUGAAAAAAGUGGAAGAUUUAAGUCAUGUUCAAGGUGAUGAUGAUGAAGCUGAUCGUACCCAAGGUGCUGCUCGUGCUAUUAGUUCAUUCAUUGAUACUUCAUUAAAUUGGAAAGAUAUUAAAUGGUUUAGAUCCAUUACCAAGAUGCCUAUUAUUUUAAAGGGUAUUCAAACAGUUGAAGAUUCAUUAUUAGCCAUUGAACAUGGUGUUGAUGGGAUUGUUUUAAGUAAUCAUGGUGGUAGACAAUUAGAAUUCCUGAAACCUCCAUUAGAAGUAUUAAUUGAAUUAAUGCCAAUUUUAAAAUCAAAAGGAUUACAAGAUAAAUUAGAAAUUUAUAUUGAUGGUGGGGUUAGAAGAGCUACUGAUGUUUUAAAAGCUAUUUGUUUAGGUGCAAAAGGGGUUGGACUUGGUAGACCAUUUUUAUAUGCAAUGUCAACUUAUGGUGAUGAAGGGGUUUAUAAAGCUAUUCAAAUUUUAAAAGAUGAAAUGAUUAUGAAUAUGAGAUUAUUAGGAGUGACUAGUAUUGAUCAAUUAAAUGAUUCAUAUAUUGAUACUAGAAAUUUCCAAACAAGAUAUUUACCAGAAGAUAGAUUAUUUGGAUCAGUUUAUGAACCAUUAGUAAGUCCAACUUUCAAAUCAUCAAAAUUGUAG